Schistosoma haematobium is the source of this 6865-nucleotide messenger RNA. It is a transcript of the gene ROR2, whose product is annotated as Tyrosine-protein kinase transmembrane receptor ror2. Bases 493 to 4161 code for a protein of 1222 amino acids. Gene Ontology annotation, molecular function: protein binding; ATP binding; transmembrane receptor protein tyrosine kinase activity. The record is from RefSeq and is a predicted model, not a curated record. NCBI's taxonomy places the organism in Eukaryota, Metazoa, Platyhelminthes, Trematoda, Strigeidida, Schistosomatidae. Gene Ontology annotation, cellular component: signaling receptor complex. The transcript is spliced from 12 exons. Gene Ontology annotation, biological process: cell surface receptor protein tyrosine kinase signaling pathway; positive regulation of kinase activity; multicellular organism development.
GAUAAAUAAUUUUCAUUUAUAAAAGUUAAUUUUACUUAGAUACUAUAAAUUUGAGAAAUGUACAUCAAAACGGGAGACUAAACGAUUAGUUUCAAUUCAAACGUAAAUAGUUAAAAACAAACGAAAAAAAGAGAAAACGGAAAAUAACUAAACUGAUUACAUAAUUAUUUUUCAAAAUCUAAUUUGAAGAAAGUAUAACAUUUAUAUCUUAAUAAUUAAAUACAUUUGAAAUCUAUCUGGACAAUAUAUAUUCUAUUGAAUAAUGUAUUAUCUUCAGAAAUCUAUGUAAUGUUAGAUGAACAUUUAAAUGUUUAUUAAUUUAUAACAGUUAUAUGAACAAAUAUAUAUUACUUAUUCAAUAUUUAUAGUGCCAAUUAGUGAUAACGAUAAAUUUCAUGGAAAUAUCAGAAAACAUUUCAAGAGUUAAUCAAUAAACGUUUACCAGUGAAUUAUGAAGUAUCCUACAUCUAUUCAAUAAGAGAAUAAAACAAGAUGAAAAAAUGUAAAAUUAUUGAUUAUUAUUUCAUAUUUCAUGCAUUAUUUAUUAAUUAUAUUCAAAUAAUAAUAUGUGACCAAACAUCAAAUAUUGAUACAACAAAUCAUAAAUCUGAUAAAUUAUCUUCAAAUUUAAUCAAUAUUACAAAACAUAAUGGUCAUAGCAACAAAAUAAAGGAGACUAUUGAUAAUUCUAUUCCUAAUGUUGGUUUACAAGCUGCGGUGAUUUCUAGUGCAGGAUUAAUUGGUGAUGGAGUAGUAUCUUCUAAUAAUAUACACUAUGAGGAUAAAUCUGUAGAAGAACGUAAAACCUAUAUUCGAUUAAGUCAACCAAUGCGUAACUUAACUCGUUCAAUCGGAGCAAAAGGAACAUUUUAUUGUGAUAUUCUUGGUGAACCUAUACCUCAAUUUCAGUGGUAUAAAAAUGGUGAAAAAUUGUUAGAAAAACCGAAUAAAAUUAAAAUAACCACUGCCUUAUGGGGAAGCGCUUUACGUGUGGAAAAAUUACAUAAUUCUGACAUUGGACAGUAUUUGUGCGUUGCAACUAAUCCAUCUGGAACAUUGAAUGCCACAGCUUAUCUACAAUUAACAAGUAAAACUUCCAAGUCAAAUAUAUUUGUGAAACCAAUUUUACAACAAGAAAAUCAAUAUCUUAUGAAUUCAAUAACUGCUGAAUCUGAUGGUUUCUGUCAAGAAUUUCAUAGUAAUGUCUGUGGUAAAUACCUUAUGGGUCAUCGUGUCUAUGUAACAAGAGAAUUUCAACAAGCUCUUAUAGAAACACAAAUAUCUAAAUUUCUUAAGCUUACUGCAACUCAAUCACUACAUCGUGUACGAGAAGAUUGUUUAAGACGUUUAAUGGAAGCAAUUUGUUACUACAAUUUUCCAGUGUGUUUAGAAACAAAACCUGUUUCCUUUGAAAAUGAUGUUUCAAGCGAAACACAAUCAUUAAAUGAGAACUCAAUGCGUUAUUUAUAUCAGACACGUCAUUUAUGCAGACAAGAAUGCGAAAAUGUAAUGCAAAAUGAAUGUGGACCAACAUACGACUAUUUGGAUAGAAAAAUUCUGUAUGACUUACCGGAAAUGAUUAUGGAUUGUUCACGUCUACCGAUUUAUUCACUGGAUAAUCCACAAACAUGUCGUCGUAUAGGUGAACCUUUGAUUAUGUCAGAACAAAUAUCAGAAUACAGACAAGAUAAUGAUGGACAAUUCUGGGAAGAGCAUCAUAUGGCGGCACCAUCAUCUGGUCAUUUGAUAGAAAAGAAUGAAAAUGGUGUCUUAUCAUCUAGUCAAGACUUAAAUACUGCGUUAUCAACUGGUCCUGAUUUGCUACCUAUUUUUGUUUCAUUUGGGGCAUUAGCAUUGUUGAGUCUUGUUCUUCUUGCUGUAUGUUUUCUCUGUCGACAUGGUAAAAGUGAUUCACCGCGUUUAACAACAGAUAGUUCAAGUUUCCUAGGAAGGUCACGUAUUCGCUCCAACUGUCGAGGCAAUCGUAAUUGUUCUGAAACUGAAAGAUUGGACGGAUUUCACGUGAGAGGACAAGGAGUUGGGGCUCCUAAUGACUCAAACCAUGGCAGCAAGCAAAGGAGGGUCCCUGGAAUGGGAGCUGGUAUUAAACUAGGUGGUACGAACGGUUUCCUAAAUGGUAUGCAAGAAGCUUACACAACUACAUAUUGUGGAAGUAAUACGAUUUGCAGCACAAGUGAUGCGAAUGCUAUGAGCGCACCAGCUACGGUUGGGCAUAACAGUGUUUCUUCUAAUCUUAACAACACAAAUGGAGUACUUAAUGACACAUCUAUUUCUGCGGUUGCAUCCGCUAAACAUAAUGGUUCUGCGACGUAUUUCCAGUAUCAAGCUUCCAACUUUUUGACCCCACAAUUGCCUCCUCCUCGAGCCCCUGCACCGCCACCGCCAGGAUCACAAUGUUUAACGACACAAUCACAAAUAGGCAUUACAGCAAUUGCACCAACAUCAAUUCCAUUUAGUAUGACCGACCCAUCAUAUAAUGCACAGUCAUUUAAUCAGUCUAUCCACUUGCCAUUAAAUGGUGAUAUAAUUCCAGAGGUAGGAUUACAUUAUGAAACAAAAGCUGACGCUGAAAGUCCAGCGGCUUAUACAACACUUAGAAAUGCUAGUCCUAAUGAAUUCUUGUUAAAUGACCCUCCUUCAUCAAUUAACUCAUUUAACGCUUCACAAAACGCCACACUAUUCUCAAAAAUUAACUUGGAAGAUGAACCUAUGAAAGCUGUGGAAUAUCCCAUUUCUCAGUUGCGAUUUGGGAAACAAUUUGGACAAGGUGUUUUUGGACCGGUUUAUAAGGCUGAAUUACUACCGAAUAGUGCUUAUGAAAAUGGUCAUCCAAUUUCAGUUAUUGUAAAAACCUUAUCAGCUGGUUCACCUGCCAGUUUACAAGCAAAUUUUCGCAGAGAAGCUAAUUUAAUUUCUGAAUUAGAUCAUCCAAAUGUACUUAGUCUUCUUGGGGUUAGUGUACAACACCCACCAUGGUGUAUGAUAUUUGAAAUUCGGCAAUAUCUUGAUUUAUGUGAAUUAUUAUCUUCAAGAAGAUCUAUGAUUAAUCAAAUAAAUUUAACAAAUGUAAGUUAUCCUAAUGGUGUGACAUGUAAUUUGCCAAAUCCUCUUAGUGAAUCAGAAAUUUGGAGAGUAUUAUCACAAGUUGCUGCUGGAAUGGAUUAUUUAUCUAGUCAUCGUUUCGUUCAUCGUGAUUUAGCUGCAAGAAAUGUGAUCAUUUUAAAUGAGCAAUUAUUUUGUAAAAUUACUGAUCUUGGCUUAGCACGUGAUUGUUAUGCAGCUGAUUAUUAUCGUUUACAUCCUCAUAGUCUUAUGCUACCGAUUCGAUGGAUGCCACUUGAUUCAAUUAUCUAUGGUAAAUUUACUAUUGAAUCAGAUAUUUGGGCAUUUGGUGUAUUGAUGUGGGAAGUUUGGUCUGGUGGUAUGAGACCAUAUUCUGCAUAUUCUGAUCCAGAAGUUUUAGAUUUGAUACGUUCUAGACAAUUAUUAUCAUGUCCACAACAUUGUUCAACUAACAUCUAUAUGUUUAUUACUAGUUGUUGGAAUGAAGAAAUUGAAAGACGUCCAACGUUUAAAGAUUGUUUAAAUCAAAUACAAAAUUGGUAUUCAGAUGCAUCCGUUAUACCAUCAUUAUAUUCGAGUGAACAAGUAUUCUCUUAUUCUCAGAUUAUAGAUAACAAAAUUGAUUUUGAACAAUUAAAUAAUGCUACUAAUAAUAGCAUCAAUGGAACAGAAAGUCUUUCAGAGACUUCAAAAUCCAACUUAUCAAUACGUCAAACAUGCCCGGGAACAUUUAAUAUAAAAAAUCAUUUUACUUAUCCCAAAGAUUAUUUAACUAAAAUGUAUACUGCAGAUCCUUUUGAAUUAUUUCAUCCAUCAAUAAAUACUCCUAAUACAACGAUUAAUAAUAAUAGUAAUUCUAUUAGUCAAUAUCAUAAUUCUAGUCCAGAUAAUACAACAAUAAAUGGUAAAUUUGCAUCACAAACACAAACACAAUUACCAAUUUCAAAUAUAUCAAAUAAUUCAAAUGGAAUUCAAGAAUCAAGAAAUGAUAAUUGUAAAUCAUCUAAUGGAUUAGGUAUUCGAUUAUUACCAAAUACAACUACAAUGUUUAUUCCUACACUAAAUUCUGUUAGUUAGUUACUUAGUUCAAUAAUUAAUUAAUUAAUCGAAAGAUUUGAAGAGAUUUCAUUCAAACAAAAAAAGAAAUUGAAAGGAUAAUAAUGAAAAUGAUAAUUUUUUCUAAAAACAAAAAUUACAUUCACAGAUUUCUCCUAAAUAACAAUUUUUAAAUUUGUUAACAAUGAAUUAUGACGUAAUAUGAUUGUUCUGUUCCUCCCCCCUUUUUUCUGAACAAUUUAUGUUUCAUUAUGUUAGCACCAUUUAUACAUUCUCUUCUCCGGUGGACGGGGUGGAAUGGGGGGUGGGGGAUGAGAAGGAUGAAUACAAUUAGAUAUUAAAUAAAAAAUAAAGCGCAAUAAUAAUUUAUUUAGUUAAUAUAUAUUUGUUGAUUAAACUUUCUUAUCAAGAGAUAUAAUUUGUUUAAUCUUUUAUUAAUAUGCUUUUAUUAUUCGUAUACCGGUUAACAUAUAUAUAUUUGAUUUACCAUACAUAAGAAUCAAAUGAAUAUGAGAAAUUGACUAAUAUAGGUUCUAGUCAUAAAGAAAACAAAGAAAAAAAAAGAAGAAGAAGCUACACUGUAAAUACUACUUUGUCCUUUGCAAAUAUAGAUAAACAAUUAUCAUUACUUUUCAAUAUUAUUCAAUCAGUAAUAUUUUAUUUGUAUAAUAUAAUUUCUAUGUAAUAAUCAUUCAAUACAAAUAAAUGUUGUACUUUAAAUAGGACAAGAAAUUGUAAUGUUGGUUUCAUUUUUCUUCCCUUGUUAUCAAUAGACAUUUGAGAAGUAUUUGUCAUAUAAUGUUUAUCUUAUACUUUUUGUUAAUUUUCAUUCAUCAUUGGUUAAUAUUCAAUUAACAUGAUGAUUAGAAAAACAUUUUCUCAAUUGAAUACUUAUUUGUAAUAAAUAUGCAUUUCUUAUUUCUUUUUAUUUUUGGUUUUUUUGUUCCUUAUGUUCACCACGUUCAUUAUAAUUGAUAAGUCAGUUCAUUAUCUAACACUAUUUGAAAUGAAUAUUACGCCUUUUUUUUCAAUUGAAUAAAUAAUUAUAAUGAUGAGAAAUUUUCAGACUGAUGUAUAUUAAAACACAAAACGGUAUAAGUAAGCAGAAAUUCUUCAGAGAAUUCAGAUGUCUACUUAAAAUUGGAUGAAUAACUUUACAACAAAGUAGUCUUUGAGUAAUUAUUUGAUUUAGACAAUAGUUUGAAUUAGAGAUAAUCAAUCUCCAAGUUUCUUAACUUACAACUUUUAGAAUAAUAUUACUAAACAACUAAAAAAGGUGUUUUGUUAAGUAUGUUUUCAUAGUAAGACAAAUUUUUGAGUCUUCAAUGAUAAUGGAUAAAGAAUUUAUUAAAUAGAUUCGGUGUUUUCGUAGUCAUAUUUCAGUUAAAUAGAUGAAAGUAUAGUGUAGGAAUUAACCAAUAAGAAUCAAGAAAACGUUUCAUAAGUUUUUUGCACUGAAUUUAAAAAUGAAUGACUAUAAUCUUAUAUCUUGUAAAAACGAGCGUUAGAAAUACUUUUAUUCAGUGCCCAAAAUGUGGUCACAGAAAAUUAGUUUGAGUUAGUUUAGCGAACUGUAAAAUCUCAUUACAGUACCAAUAUUUCAUGUUGAUUUUGAAUGAAAAUCAUUGUCCAUUGGCCACAUAUCCAAGACAUGUCCCAACACCGGCCAAAUUAGACCUUUUUUAUUUCUCCUAGAUCACCAGUUAAGUAGUUUUAUGCCUAUCUACUACCACGUUUAAUCGGAUACAUUGUUCCUUCAAACUGUUAUCUUUCUCUUUUGUUCAUCUUCUGGACUCAAGUAUGAGCUAACUUCCUUCUGUUGAAUCAAGACUUCAGUUACAUCUAAACUUAUUUUUGUGAGUUAACUAGGCCUGGGUAAAUAAAAAACAGGUGAUUCCAGGGGCAGCAUUCUUACAGUUGAAGAACAUAUGGAACUCAAAACAACGUUCAACCAAUAUCAAAGCCAAAAUCUUCUAUACGAACGUCCAGAUAGUUCUACUGUACGGAGCUGACACUGGAAGAACUACGACAACCAUCAUCAAAAAGGUACAAGUACUUAUAAACAAUUGUCUACAUAAGAUACUCGAUGUCCGUUGACCGGAUACCAUCAACAACAGACCACUGUGGGAGAGAACAAACCAGCUUCCAAAUGAAUGGGAAAUUAGGAAAAGACAUUGAAAGUGAAUAGAACAUACAUUAUGGAAAUCACCAAACUGCAUCAUGAGGUAAGCGUUAACUUGAAUCCUGAAGGGAAACGAAAGAGGGGAAGGCCAAAGAACACAGUGUGUCGAGAAUCAGAAGCAGAUAUCCAAAACAAGAACAGCAAGUGGAAACAACUGGAUUGGAAUGCCCAGGACAGAGUUGGAUAGAGAAUCCUGGUGGGUGGCGAAAUCGAAGGCUUGGAAAGUAGUGCACUAUUACCUUUUGACCAUUACAACUCAGUCAUUCCGUAGUGGUGCUGCUUUUAGCCCUUUUGAGUCUGGAGAUAAUCAUCUAUGACAUGCCACAACCACUGAGGUGAACUUACUGUUUCUCUUCCGUAAUUCCUUGUAUUGAUUUCUUGUCCGGCAAUUGCUAAUCAUAUGUGCACCGUAUAGUAAUGAACGAUGAACCAUCAAUUAUGCAGGCUUUAUAUGGACAGUUAUUUUAACUUCUAUCAUUUAGUUUGUUUAGUUGUUUACUUCCUUUGGUCUUGAAAUUUUUAACUGCCGUUUGAAUAACUGAG